This is a messenger RNA of Amblyraja radiata (thorny skate), 6276 nucleotides long. RefSeq names its product peroxisomal biogenesis factor 1 (gene pex1). Gene Ontology annotation, biological process: protein import into peroxisome matrix. Lineage: Eukaryota; Metazoa; Chordata; Chondrichthyes; Rajiformes; Rajidae. The transcript is spliced from 24 exons. The coding region runs from base 167 to 4015 and encodes 1282 amino acids. Gene Ontology annotation, molecular function: ATP hydrolysis activity; ATP binding. The record is from RefSeq and is a predicted model, not a curated record. Gene Ontology annotation, cellular component: peroxisomal membrane; peroxisome; cytosol.
GGGGGGGGGGGAAGGACCCGGAGCCCGAUCCAUUGAAGCCCCCGCGUGCUGCCUGUUUGGAAUGCAUUUUAAAAUUGUAAACGCAGUGUUCUGCGCCUAACGGACGGAGGUGGCCGCUGGCUUUGAGCGGAGGCGCGAGGGGGUGGCAGCUCCGCCGAGCCAGACGAUGCCGCGCGCCGGUCUCGGGACCGUGUGCGUGCAGCUCCGACUCAGCAACGCCAAGGACUGCUUCCUGCACCUGCCUCCCCAGCCCGUGUCGCAGCUGCAGCUGCUGCAACAACAACAGCAGCAGCAGGAGGAGUGCCAAGCAAUUGAAUUAUCCUGGGAUCUUAAACAGACAGCAUUCCUAAGCUGGGUGGCACGCAGAUCUACAGGACUUGAAGAAGGAAACAUUGCAGAGAUCAGUAGACAUUUUGGACAAAAACUUGGAGUCAAAGAUGGAGAACAGGUAUUUCUCAGGCCUUGUGCACAAGUCUCUUCCUGUCAAAAGGCAGUUGUGGAACCUCUGUCUCCUGAUGACUGGGACAUAUUGGAGCUCCAUAGUACAUCACUUGAAAGGCACAUUAUGGAUCAGAUCAGGAUAGUCUUUCCAGGAGGAGUAUUUCCAUUGUGGAUAGAGAAACAUACUGUCAUAUAUAUUGAAGUUGGCUCUCUAAUGCCCUCUGCUGCAUAUGGAAGGUUGGAACGCUACACUGAACUCAUUGUCUCACCCAAACUGCGACACGUUGGUAAAAAUUCUGUUGAAAAAGACAUUUUUAAUGAAGAGUUCAACUUGAACAGUAACAAAAUGCAGCGUGAAAAAUUAGAGAAGCCAAGUGAGUAUUCUUCCAAGAGAUUGUAUGAUCAACAAGGAAUGAAUGAACAACUUGCAAUGAAACCUCAAGACAUUUCCCAGAAAAGCAUCAUAUCGGAUAUAUGGCAUUUGAUAAAAAAUAUAUUCGCAACAAAUUUGGAACUCCUAGAACAGCAGCCAUCCAAAGCAAUGGACAUUGAUAAUUUUUUGAGUACCUUCUCCAAGUCCAUUGAAAUGGACUCAAUAUUCAGACUAUGUAAAAGAUUUCCUUACAAUUUAGACUCAAUGCCAUGGAACCAAAUGCAAUCUGAUACAGUUCAUAUCUUUCCUUGUCAUCAAGGUUUGCUUACUCUAAACAGCAGUGACACACAAAUUAUUUAUGGAAAACUAAUAAAAGUUUUGUCACAUAGACAAUGCAUAGAACAAUCUAAGCAAGAUCUACAAAGAAAGAAAAAUGCAACUUCUGAUGGAAAUGACACAACAAACGGAAUUGCCAAAGCAGAAGAAAACAAAUCCUGCAUUGUUAAAAUAAUUACUCAUGGAUAUGAACAUUUAAUAUUUAAAUCUGCAGAUUUUCACAGUGGAAAAGUUUGGGUUCCAGAUGGAUUGAGAAAGAAGUUGAAAUUGGAAGCAUCUGCUGCAGUCAGGUUAACUUCAUUACAAUUAGAUCCAUCUCUUCCAACCAGUAUUCGGUUGCAGCCAUUGCAAAGACUGCCACAGGAGAUUAACAAUGAUGAUAUUAAGUCCUCCUUCCUUUCAUGGCUAAGUAGUGUGAGCUCUGACAAUUUCCCAUUUUUUGCUGCAUUAUCAAAUCUUGUUGGAAUACAGGUUGCUGAACGAGAGAUUGAAUUUAUGCUAUUUGUGGAUCAAAUUGUACAAAAGUCAGAAAAUGAAGAGAAUGAAUGUUUUUUAUUGUAUCCCAGUUUAAUUGACAAGAUUGAUAUAAAGGUGAUCAUGCAUCCUCCACUAAACAAGUCCAUUGAAGUAAUGACUGUUGAUGAUAUUGACCAGAUGCUACCAUUUCACAAAUUGAAUUGUUUAGGCGCAGUUCAUAAUCUUGCCACGUCGGCCUUUGAGCACAUCUUGUUCAGCCUAUUGGGUCACCCACUUUCAUGGGAAAUGGCCUCUGUUGCACAAGGUCUCCGAAGUGGAGCUCUGCUACUUACAGGAAUAAAGGGCAGUGGGAAAACUACUUUAGCGAAAGCCAUAUGCAGAGAAGCAGCAGAUAAACUGGAAGCACAUGUUGAAAUUAUUAACUGUAAAACUUUGCAAGGUAAAAGGGCUGAAAAUAUCCGUAAGAAAUGGGAGGAAGCUUUCACAGAGGCAGCAUGGCGACAACCUUCUGUAAUUCUGUUGGACGACUUGGAUCAUAUUGCUGGUUCCAUCUCUGCUUCAGAACAUGAACACAGUGCUGAGGCUAUUCAUAGCAGACAGAUUUCUGAAAUUUUGAAGUAUUUGAUUGCUGAAGCAGUUUCUCGUGGGACUGUUAUUGCAUUGAUCGCUACAAGCAUUUCUGAGCAUACUCUGCAUCCCUCUCUGAUUUCUGCUGAAGGAUCUCAUCUAUUUCAGUGUAUUCAGAAUAUUUCACUUCCAAACCAGGAUCAGCGAGUCCAACUACUAACCUCUGUAAUUCAAAAUAAAACUGUCACUUCAUUGAAGACAUUACAGAGCAUUGACUUUCAAAGACUGGCGAAAGCAACCGAAGGCUUUGGAGCAAGAGAUUUUGUUGUGUUGAUGGAAAGGGCUAUGCACUCACAUUUAUUAAUAUGCAAGCACAACAGAGAACAAGAACUACAAUUAACAACAUUGAAUUUUCUGCAUGCCCUUGAGGGAUUUGUACCUAUUUCUCUAAGAAAUGCAAAUUUACACAAACCUAGAGAUUUGGGCUGGAACCAAGUUGGAGGUCUACAUGAAGUCAAGGAAAUCCUGAUGGAUACCAUUCAAUUAUCUGUCAAGUAUCCACAACUGUUUGCAAAGCUGCCAAUACGAAUGCGAUCUGGAAUCCUCCUGUAUGGAGCACCAGGAACAGGAAAGACAUUAUUAGCAAGCGUCGUCACCAAAGAAAGUGGAAUGAAUUUUAUUAGUAUAAAGGGCCCUGAACUGCUGAGCAAAUAUAUUGGUGCAAGCGAACAGGCAGUUCGUGACGUUUUCAGCAGGGCGGAAGCAGCCAAACCUUGCAUUCUGUUCUUUGAUGAGUUUGAUUCCAUUGCACCUCGCCGUGGUCAUGACAACACUGGGGUGACUGACAGAGUUGUUAAUCAACUGCUCACGCAACUGGAUGGGGUAGAAGGUCUACAAGGCGUUUAUGUUUUGGCUGCCACAAGUCGUCCAGACUUGAUUGAUCCUGCUUUGCUAAGGCCAGGUCGUCUCGAUAAAUCUGUGUACUGCCCGCCUCCUGAUCAGGUAGCACGCUAUGAGAUUCUGAAGGCAUUGAGCCAGACUUUACCUUUAGCGGAUGAUGUUGACUUCCAGCAAAUUGCAAGCAUGACUGAAUAUUUUACUGGGGCUGACUUAAAGGCUUUGUUCUGCAAUGCCCAGCUCGAUGCUAUUCACAGCACUCUGUCAUCCAGUGUACUACAAGAUGCACAUUCAGGAUCUGAUAGUGAUGCAAGUUUAUCUUCCAUGAUCUUCUUGAAUCAUAGCAGUGGUUCCGAUGAGUCAGUGGGGGACGUAGAAGGUGGUUCGGAACAUUCCGCUUUUUACCUGGACACUAGUGAAAUAUUACCUGAUGAUCCAUGCCCUAACAUCUGGCGCCUUUACUUUGGUAGCUCUUAUGAAUCAGAAGUGGGAAAUGGAACAUCUUCAGAACAGAACUCUCAGUGCAUGUCAGGACCAAAUUCAGUGACCCUGGAUCGCACCAUUACAUCUGCAAGGGACACCGUAUCUUCUCAGCUCCCUUCAUAUAUGUCGUCACUGCAAGAAGGAUACCAGGAGCUAACUCGGGAGCAAGUGGAACAGCUAUGGACUGAAUUAAAUGUUAUUAAAGCAAACACGAAGAACAAGAACAUGGAGAGCAAUACUCAAAAUCAAGCAGGAUCCACAAAUACUUCCCAACUUAUUUGCCAAUCACAUUUACUGACAGCACUUGCAAGUACAAGACCCUCCAUCAGUCAACAAGAAUGGAGCAAUUUCACCGAAAUGUACGAGAACUUCCGAAAAUCUAGAGCUGGCAAGCAGAAUGGAGUCCUCGUCAAGGCUGGACAAAGAGUUACUUUGGCAUAAGAAUUUACUCUUCAAAUUGAACUCAAGUAGUCUUUCUAUUAACUCUAUUCAAGACCAUAUUGCAAGUGGACUAAAACCAAAUCUGAAAUAUCACUGCUGCUUUAAUUCAAGAUUUAUUUACACACACCCACACAGGGUAAUUAUGCACAACAGAUGUUUUUUGGGCUUGUAAUUCAACUUAAUUGAAGUUUUUUAAUUAAAUGCUUUGCAUUUAUGGGGUUUUGCCCAAUUAUUUUUUACUUUGGUUGUCACACAAAUUUCACUAUGCUGUAAAAAAAAAACCCCACUGAGCUCAAUAUUGCAAUUAUUCUUAUUGAGCGAGCAGGUAUGCAAGCUGCAUAUGGCAAAACAUAUGUCCUGCUCAAUAUAUAAAUCAAAUUGAAACAUUAGAAAACUAAAUUUUAAACAUUUACUUUACAUUAGAUUACACAUUAUUUCUUGCUCUAUUUAUUUGUCUGGAGUAUCACCCUGAUGAAAAAAACAUUUAACAUUAUUUCACAUAACUGAAAGCUACUUAAGAAUUUCUGUAUUUAAACUGCACUUGAUCUUAAAUUGCCAUCAGUGAUUUAACCCGACCCAUGUUCCCCUUGUACUCUUGUUCACAUGCAAAGUGUCAGACAAGCUCCUUCCACUGAUCACGAGAUUUACAUAGGCCGAUCCCUUUUAGUGAUGAAUGCCUUCUUGACACUGGUCACCAAAGCUGAGCAAAAUAGGUAUGGGCUUACUUGUUUAUAGGUGUGGUAGGUGUUUUUCAGCAUCUCUGGCAGGAUUUAAACUUGGAUUGCCGUCCUAUGUUAAAACAGCCCUGCUAUCUAACAGAGGAAUUGGCGAGGCCAAGCCAGAUGUACAUUGCUUUAUUUUAAUGACUCGUAAUCCAAUGAAUGUACAGCAACAUCUCAAGUACAUAUAUUCUUAAAACAAUUAAAAGUGUACGACAAAGACUUGCAUUUUAUACAGUGCUGUUAAUCUUGCGUCAUCCCAAGGUAUUUCAUGGCCAAGAGUGACCUAGAAACAUGGUAGUUAUUUCACACGCAAUAAACUCUCAUUACAUUUAAAUACCUCAAAUGUUUUAUGGAGGUUGGUGGGAAAAUAUUUUUGCGACACGGAGAACUCACCUGCCCUCGUUAGAAUCAGUGUGUGGUAUACCAUAGCCUAGAAAUUACAUCAAAGCAACAUUUCUUUUGCACUUACCUACAAGUGAAUUUUGAUUGGGGAUAUUGGUCCAACUUAUCGCCAAAGUAACCAUGUUAGUUACUCCCAUAACAAUAACCCCUUGAUAGUGCAACGCACGUAGGAACCAGUCACAAUUUAAUCCUUUGCACCCACUCUCCUCUAUGGAGUGUCAACACCCCCAACUGUGUUAUCUACUCUUAGCACUGCCCCCAAUGGAAGCUGUCCACCACCCCAACACACUUCCAAAAUCACCAAUCUGCCUCUAACCAUCCCUCUGCCAAUGAGCGCAGGCUCCAAAUAGUUCGGAGCCGUCCCAGAUCGUUUAGAUCAACCCAAGCCUCAAGCAGAUUCUGGACAUUUAACCACAAAACUUCCUCCCCAUCCCCGACUUUAGAGUGGGCAUUGCUUUCAGCAGAAGUUACUUAUCAGAACUUCCCAUUAUAAUUUCUCCAAAUAAGAGAGUGCAGGUCACAAAUUAUGUGCAUAUCACGUAGCAGGACAUGCACUGUGCAUGAUAAGGGACUCAAUCAUCUCCAUUCUGGUUGGCAAUACAUCAAGCACACCUUUUCAAUAAAGUGCCAUCACUUUUGAAUGUUAAGUACCCUUAUUCUUACAAAGUCUGAUGAUCCCACUGAAAUACUCUUGAUUAGAUCUAGUUCUAGGUUUUUGAAGGUCCCUGGGCUUAAUGUGGUAGAAUUAAGCUACAGAAUACACUUACUGUGUGAGAUUGAUAUACCAGUAUUCCAAGAGAAAUACAUACUCCCAGUCCCUCACAUAAGAAUAAUAUGUUCUGAGCUGUCUGUCACUUUGGGGUUUUUUCACCCCCAAAGUGCAGGAACAUGCACUUAUAUUUGUUUCUAUUGUCUCCCAUCUCAUUCAGCAAUUUAUACAUUGUUUUGUAAAUACAUUUUAUUCCCUCUUGCCAUUUUUAAUUUUAUGCCAAUAUAAUCUCUGCAUUCUUUGGUAUUACACAUUAUUCAACUACAGCACUAUAGGAAUAGUGCAUCAACUGAAUUUGUAAUUACAAUCUGACAGCUUCAAGGUAAUUGUUAACAGUGACUAUCCAUUAAACUAAUUUUAUAUUCUCA